Molecule: messenger RNA, 565 nt
Organism: Cannabis sativa
Lineage: Eukaryota; Viridiplantae; Streptophyta; Magnoliopsida; Rosales; Cannabaceae
Product: cysteine proteinase inhibitor-like
Exons: 4
Coding region: 16-519 (167 amino acids)
Molecular function (GO): cysteine-type endopeptidase inhibitor activity
Source: RefSeq, a predicted model, not a curated record
CCAUCGAUACCUUCUAUGGCUGCUAUCUCAUUCAACACGCCGAAUUUCCCAUCUGGGUUUGCUUUUCCAGAAACAGCGAAGCUCAUCCCUGAGCAUAUGCUGACGUUCAAGAUUGUUGGAGAGCCUGAGGGUCCUCAUUACGCUCACUAUGGUGUUGUGGGAAGUCAUUUGGAGUUUGACUUCAAAGAGAAGAAAACUUUGGAAGAAAGGAAAAUGGCGACCGUCGGUGGAAUCAAAGAAGUUGAUGGGAAUCAGAACAGUCUCGAGAUCGAAAGCCUUGCUCGUUUUGCUGUCGAUGAACACAACAAGAAACAGAAUUCGCUUCUGCAAUUUGAGAAGGUUGUAAACACGAAAGUGCAAGUGGUUUCUGGUACGAUGCAUCAUAUUACGUUGGAGGCUUUGGAUGGGGAUAAGAAGAAGGUUUAUGAAGCCAAGGUGUGGGAGAAGCCAUGGAUGCAUUUUAAGGAGCUCCAGGAAUUCAAAUAUAUUGGUGAUGCUCCUUCUGGAUCAUCCUCUUAAUUCUGAGCUAUAUGGUAAGCUGUAAACGUCUUUGAUUUUUUUUUUU